AUGACGCGGGGAAAGCAGAAGAUCGAAGCACAGAAGCGGAACGCAGAGAAGAAUCAGAAGGCGAAGGGCUCUCAGAUCGAGGCCAGAGCCGUUGGCCUCAAAGUUAUCUGCCCCAUCUGCAAGGUCCAACUUGCAAAUCAAAACCAACUUGUUGAUCACUAUGGCUCCAAACAUCCGAAGGAGAAACCCCCUGCAGAGUCAAGCUAG
Sphenostylis stenocarpa is the source of this 207-nucleotide messenger RNA. Lineage: Eukaryota; Viridiplantae; Streptophyta; Magnoliopsida; Fabales; Fabaceae. The record is from the annotation of a GenBank genome assembly.